GGGUGUUCCUUACACACAGGUGGAGGGGCAGGUACCUUCACCGAAAAUAACCGACGGAACAGAAAAACUCGACGAUGCUUCACUUCAAUUUACUCUAGUCAGACAAAGACAGGACGAUAAUCACCUCUGGAUGCGUUUUUAGAAGUUAAAUAAGACUUAACGCCGCCCGAACGGACAGAAAUGGUGCAUAUAUUCAUCGGCGUAUGGCAGCAUCCCGCCUAAACGGAUAGCUUUACGGUUUUAAUUCAUGCGCGUGCUGCACCUGUGUUUUCAGAACGGCAGCUGUUGUUUUCAGGUGAUUAAAGGAAUAUGACCGACAACACGAAGAGAGCCAACAUGGAGGAGUUCUUCAAAACGGUGGGAGAGGUACGAGUUCUCAUAGAAACUAUUUCCAACCAAGUGGAGGAGGUGGAGAGGAGACAUGGAGUUAUCCUGUCCAACCCAAACAAAGACCACAGAAACAAAGAAGAGCUGCAGAAACUGAACAGUGACAUCAACAGGAACUCGAACUUGGUCCGGGCCAGGUUAAAAUCGAUACAGAAGAAUUUGCUUCUAGAGGAGAACGGCAAAAGUGCAUCAGUAAUCCAGCGAAUCCACAAGAACCAGCACUCACACCUGACUCUAUGCUUUGUGGAUGUGAUGAGGAGUUAUUAUAGAGCUCAAAUCGACUUCAGAGAGAAAUGCAAAGCACGAAUCCAAAGGCAGCUGGAAAUUGUGGAUAAAAUCACCACAGAUGAAGAGCUGGAGGACAUGUUGAAUGGUGACAAUCCUGAGAUCUUCAUAUCUGAUAUCAAAUCUGAGGCUCGGCUUUCAAGCCAGGCUCUGAAUGAGAUUGAGUCUCGUCAUCACGAUAUCCUCAGCCUCGAAUUCAGCAUCAGAGAGCUCCAUGAGAUUUUUACUGAUGUUGCUUUGCUGCUGGAAUUCCAGGGGGAGUUGGUUAACAACAUAGAAAAGAAUGUGAUGAGCGCUGCAGAGUAUGUGGACAUGUCAAAAGCAGAGUGCAGUAAAGCAGUCGCAUACAAGAAGAACCGAUACAAGGUAGCAUCCCUCCCAAGCUUCUUUAAGCCCUUCAAGAGGGUAAACUCUGCUAAAACUGUCCAUGAUCAAAGCACCUCUGACCUGAACCGCAGCUGAGCCUGUUUGAGCAUCGACCUCCAGAUCAACAUCAAACCCUGAGUCUACUGGAGAGCACUGGUUUAUGUUACAGUCUACACCCUGUGAUCCUAAGGAAAGUAUUUUUUUCCAAAUAAUAAUAAUAAUAAUGAUGCACUAUCUGUAUGAAAAAGACAAGAUGCUAUGGAGUUUUACAUACAUGUGGACAUACUGUAUGUACAAAUAACAGAGGCAGCACUGACAAACCAGCGGAAAUUAGUUUAACUUAUUUGCAAACAAUGCAAAAUAGUUCCAGAUUUUUUCAGGUCAUAUGUAAAGUCUUUUUGGAUUAACUUAAAUGUAUUUUGUUAUUCCUGAAUUUGUCCAGUAGGUGGUAUCAUCAUACACAACAAAAGUAGUUUCUUCAAGCUUGUGUUUUGUUUUAUGACAUAUUUUACAGAUGCAUAAGUAAUAUUAUAUGAUAUUGCGCAAUGCCCAGAAAAUAAUUAUUAGUGUCAAUAAUAAUUGUAUUUAAUUUGUAUGUUUUAUGUGGUAGUGAAAUGUGAAUUCAAACUGAAGCUAAAAUAAACCCUUUAUGUUGAAUGUAAACACUGUUGGGUAGUUUUAUCUGCAUAAAACUAUAAAUACAGUAAUGCUUCAUCUUUUUUUAAUCACCAUAUAAUUGUAGUGUCAUUAUCCUAUGAGGAAUUAUGUAUUUCUACAAACUUAACUCUUCAUAAGCUUAUAAAAAAUAAUCAUUUUUGACUUGCAUUUCCCUGUGAAUCCGAGAUGAUUUAUAAAGUGGUUAUUUUAAAGCGAACAAUAGCACUUUAU
Molecule: messenger RNA, 1926 nt
Organism: Sphaeramia orbicularis (orbiculate cardinalfish)
Lineage: Eukaryota; Metazoa; Chordata; Actinopteri; Kurtiformes; Apogonidae
Product: syntaxin-2-like
Exons: 8
Coding region: 310-1134 (274 amino acids)
Biological process (GO): intracellular protein transport; synaptic vesicle fusion to presynaptic active zone membrane; exocytosis
Cellular component (GO): SNARE complex; presynaptic active zone membrane; synaptic vesicle
Molecular function (GO): SNARE binding; SNAP receptor activity
Source: RefSeq, a predicted model, not a curated record